AUGACUUUCGACCUAGUAAUGAAGGAAGCAAUGAACCGUAAAAAGGGAAUCCAGUGGGGGAUCAAUUCAAGGCUUGAAGACCUGGAUUUUGCUGAUGAUCUUUGCAUUAUGGCCCAAAGCUUCAGAGAUAUAGAAGCUAAACUAAAUGACCUAAGAGUAGAAGCACAGCAGGUGGGCCUGAAAAUAAAUGCCAGAAAAACCAAGGAAAUGAGGUUAAAUAACCGGAACAACACUCCCCUCAGAACAGGAGGGGAUGAUAUUGAGCGGGCCAAUGAAUUUUGUUAUUUGGGCAGUAUGGUGACUGAAGGAGGAGGUGCCGAUCGGGACAUGGAAAACCGCUUGAAUAAAGCAAGAGCUGCAUUUGCCCAGCUGAGGGUGUGGUGGCCUGAAUUCAUCUCUAAUGAAGAUUUGUGGGCCAGAACCGACCAGGAGCAUAUUGCUAUUCAAAUAAAUAGGAGACAAUGGAGAUGGAUUGGGCAUAUUCUUCGGCAACCACAAGAUACAGUAGCGAGACAAGCCCUGGAAUGGAACCCACAGGGAAAUAGAAGAAGAGGGAGACCAAGAACCACGUGGAGGCGGACUGUAGAGAAGGAGUUAAAUAGUCAGGGCAUGACAUGGGCUAGGGCAAAAGAGCUGGCCAACCAAAGGGACCGCUGGAGAGUACGACACUUCCCUAACUGUGUGCAGACCGAGUAUGGAGGAACUGGAACUUGUCACCUGUCUGGAAUCAAACUCCCUUCUUCAGUGGUGUGA
Macrosteles quadrilineatus (aster leafhopper) is the source of this 753-nucleotide messenger RNA. RefSeq lists its product as uncharacterized. Lineage: Eukaryota; Metazoa; Arthropoda; Insecta; Hemiptera; Cicadellidae. The record is from RefSeq and is a predicted model, not a curated record. The transcript has 3 exons. The coding region runs from base 1 to 753 and encodes 250 amino acids.